Molecule: messenger RNA, 5813 nt
Organism: Sciurus carolinensis (gray squirrel)
Lineage: Eukaryota; Metazoa; Chordata; Mammalia; Rodentia; Sciuridae
Gene: Thbs1
Product: thrombospondin 1
Exons: 22
Coding region: 207-3722 (1171 amino acids)
Biological process (GO): cell adhesion; negative regulation of angiogenesis
Cellular component (GO): extracellular region
Molecular function (GO): calcium ion binding; protein binding
Source: RefSeq, a predicted model, not a curated record
CUCCAGCCACUGCCCCCCGAGCCAGCCGGCGAGUUCGGGCUUCUGCGAGCUCUCCCGGAGCUCUCCUGCCUCCUUCGGAUUCCGGCCGCGAUCUCCGUAGGCGCACCCGCCGCCCCAGCACCUACCUCUUCAGGACUCGUUGCUUUUGCCGCACUCCCGACCACUGCGACCACACAGGUUCCCUGCUGGGCACAAACAGCUCCACCAUGGGGCUGGCCUGGGGAUUCAUUGUUCUGUUCCUGUUGCACGUGUGUGACACCAACCGUAUUCCAGAGUCUGGGGGAGACAACAGCGUUUUUGACAUCUUUGAACUCACUGGAGCUGCCCGCAGGGGUUCUGGGCGCCGGCUGGUGAAGGGGCCUGACCCAUCCAGCCCAGCUUUCCGCAUUGAGAAUGCCAACCUGAUCCCCCCUGUGCCUGAUGACAAGUUCCAAGACCUAGUGGAUGCUGUGCGGGCAGAUAAAGGUUUCCUCCUCCUGGCCUCCCUGAGGCAGAUGAAGAAGACCCGGGGCACACUGCUGGCCGUGGAGCGUAAAGACAAUUCUGGCCAGGUCUUCAGUGUGGUCUCCAAUGGCAAGGCAGGCACCCUGGACCUGAGCCUGAGUGUGCAGGGGAAUCAGCAGGUAGUGUCGGUGGAAGAAGCUCUCCUGGCCACUGGCCAGUGGAAGAGCAUCACCCUGUUUGUGCAGGAAGACAGGGCCCAGCUGUACAUCGACUGUGAAAAGAUGGAGAAUGCUGAACUGGAUGUCCCCAUCCAAAACAUAUUUACCAGGGACCUGGCCAAUAUCGCCAGGCUCCGCAUUGCAAAGGGAGAUGUCAAUGACAAUUUUCAGGGGGUGCUGCAGAAUGUGAGGUUUGUUUUUGGAACCACACCAGAAGACAUCCUCAGGAACAAAGGGUGCUCCAGUGCAGCUACAAAUGUCCUUCUCACUCUUGACAACAAUGUGGUGAAUGGUUCCAGCCCUGCCAUCCGCACCAACUACAUUGGCCACAAGACAAAGGACCUGCAAGCCAUUUGUGGCAUCUCCUGUGAUGAGCUGUCUAGCAUGGUCCUAGAACUCAGAGGCCUGCGCACCAUCGUGACCACACUGCAGGACAGCAUCCGCAAAGUGACGGAAGAGAACAAAGUGUUGGCCAAUGAACUGAGGAGGCCUCCGCUGUGCUAUCACAAUGGGGUUCAAUAUAGGAAUAAUGAGGAAUGGACUGUGGAUAGCUGCACUGAGUGUCACUGUCAGAACUCAGUCACCAUCUGCAAAAAGGUGUCCUGUCCCAUUAUGCCCUGCUCAAAUGCCACUGUUCCUGAUGGAGAAUGCUGCCCACGGUGUUGGCCCAGUGACUCUGCAGAUGAUGGCUGGUCCCCUUGGUCUGAGUGGACCUCCUGCUCUGCAACGUGUGGCAAUGGAAUUCAGCAGCGCGGCCGCUCCUGUGACAGCCUCAACAACCGAUGCGAGGGCUCCUCAGUGCAGACACGGACCUGCCACAUUCAGGAGUGUGACAAGAGAUUUAAACAGGAUGGCGGCUGGAGCCACUGGUCACCAUGGUCAUCUUGUUCUGUGACAUGUGGUGAUGGUGUGAUCACAAGGAUUCGGCUCUGCAACUCUCCCAGCCCCCAGAUGAAUGGGAAACCAUGUGAAGGCGAAGCCCGGGAGACCAAAGCCUGCAGGAAAGACGCCUGCCCCAUCAAUGGAGGCUGGGGUCCCUGGUCACCUUGGGACAUCUGUUCUGUCACCUGUGGAGGAGGGGUACAAAAACGUAGCCGGCUCUGCAACAAUCCCACACCCCAGUUUGGAGGCAAAGACUGCAUUGGUGAUAUGACAGAAAACCAAGUUUGCAACAAGCAGGACUGUCCAAUUGAUGGGUGCCUGUCCAAUCCCUGCUUUGCUGGUGCCAAGUGUACCAGCUAUCCUGAUGGCAGCUGGAAAUGUGGUGCUUGUCCUCCUGGUUACAGUGGAAAUGGCAUCCAGUGCAAAGAUGUUGAUGAGUGUAAAGAAGUGCCUGAUGCCUGCUUCAGCCACAAUGGGGAGCACAGAUGUAAGAACACAGACCCUGGCUACAACUGCUUGCCCUGCCCUCCACGCUUCACUGGCUCACAGCCCUUCGGACGGGGUAUCGAGCAUGCCAUGGCCAACAAACAGGUAUGCAAGCCCCGAAACCCCUGCACAGACGGGACACAUGACUGCAACAAGAAUGCCAAAUGCAACUACCUGGGCCACUACAGUGACCCCAUGUACCGCUGUGAGUGCAAACCUGGUUAUGCUGGCAAUGGCAUCAUCUGCGGGGAGGACACAGACCUGGAUGGCUGGCCAAACGAGGACCUGGUGUGUGUGGCCAAUGCAACUUACCACUGCAAAAAGGACAACUGUCCCAACCUUCCCAACUCAGGGCAGGAAGACUAUGACAAGGAUGGAAUUGGUGAUGCCUGUGAUGAUGAUGAUGACAAUGACAAAAUUCCAGAUGAUAGGGACAACUGUCCAUUCCAUUACAAUCCUGCCCAGUAUGACUAUGACAGAGAUGAUGUGGGAGACCGCUGUGACAACUGCCCCUACAACCAUAACCCAGACCAGGCAGACACAGACAACAACGGGGAAGGAGAUGCCUGCGCUGCAGACAUUGAUGGAGAUGGUAUCCUCAACGAACGGGACAACUGCCAGUAUGUCUACAAUGUCGACCAGAGGGACACUGAUAUGGAUGGGGUUGGAGAUCAGUGUGACAACUGCCCCCUGGAACAUAAUCCAGAUCAGCUGGACUCUGACUCUGACCGCAUUGGGGAUACCUGUGACAACAAUCAGGACAUUGAUGAAGAUGGCCACCAGAACAACCUGGACAACUGUCCCUAUGUGCCCAAUGCUAACCAGGCUGACCAUGAUAAGGAUGGCAAGGGAGAUGCUUGUGACCAUGAUGACGACAAUGAUGGCAUUCCUGAUGACAGGGACAAUUGCAGGCUGGUGCCCAAUCCUGACCAGAAGGACUCUGAUGGCGAUGGUCGAGGUGAUGCUUGCAAAGAUGACUUUGACGAUGACAGUGUGCCCGAUAUUGAUGACAUCUGUCCUGAGAAUGUUGACAUCAGUGAGACCGAUUUCCGCCGAUUCCAGAUGAUUCCUCUAGAUCCCAAAGGGACAUCCCAAAAUGACCCUAACUGGGUUGUCCGCCAUCAGGGUAAAGAGCUCGUGCAGACUGUCAACUGUGAUCCUGGACUUGCUGUUGGUUAUGAUGAGUUUAAUGCUGUGGACUUCAGUGGCACCUUCUUCAUCAACACCGAAAGGGAUGACGACUACGCUGGAUUUGUGUUUGGUUACCAGUCCAGCAGCCGUUUUUAUGUUGUUAUGUGGAAGCAAGUCACCCAGUCCUACUGGGACACCAAUCCUACAAGGGCUCAGGGAUACUCAGGCCUUUCAGUGAAAGUUGUGAACUCCACCACAGGGCCUGGUGAGCACCUGCGAAAUGCCCUGUGGCACACAGGAAACACCCCUGGUCAGGUGCGCACCCUGUGGCAUGACCCUCGUCACAUAGGCUGGAAAGAUUUCACUGCCUACAGAUGGCGUCUCAGCCACAGGCCAAAGACAGGUUUCAUUAGAGUGGUGAUGUAUGAAGGGAAGAAAAUCAUGGCUGACUCAGGACCCAUCUAUGACAAAACCUAUGCUGGUGGUCGGCUAGGAUUGUUUGUCUUCUCUCAAGAAAUGGUGUUCUUCUCUGACCUGAAAUAUGAAUGUAGAGAUUCCUAAUCAUCAAGCUGUUGAUCAGAGUACUGAUCACAACCAGUGCUGGUAUUGCACCUUCUGGAACCAAGGGCUUGAGCAAACCCCAGGAUCACUUCUCCUUGCCUUCCUUUUUUUCUCUGCUUGCAUUGGUGUGGACUCCUAGAACAUGUGACCUGCCUCAAGAAAAAGCAGUUUUCAAACACACUCAGCAUUCGGCCUCCAGUGAAUGAGAAGACAUCUUCCAAGAAUAUAAACAAUUAACUCUGGUUUGAUUUUGAAAAAGCAAAAGCGUCCACUUACUUCAGUUGGCAUGGUGCCCACUCCACUCUGCUUUGUCCCAGAGUGGGUGCUUUGUGAGGCCAUCUCUGAGUAAUGGACUCAGAAGCAUUUUCAGGCAUGUCAGAGAAGGGAGGACUCACUAGAAUUAGCAAACAAAACCACCCCAACAAUACUCCCUCAGUAACAGGGGGAGCAGGGCCAAAGCACUAAGGGAAGGGCGCACACCCAACAGACGAUGGUAUGAAGAAAAUAUGGAGGAACUGUUACGUGUUCGGUACUAAAUCACUUUCAGGGGAUUGAAAGACUAUUGCUGGAUUUCAUGAUGCUGACCAGUGUUAGCUGAUUAACCCAUGUAAAUAGGCACUUAAAUAGAAGGAGGGAAGGGAGGGGAAGACUGGCUCUGGACUUCCUCCCUGGCCCUGCCCUUUACAUAUCACCUGUAGUGGCCAGAACAGGGCAUCAGAAGUGCAAGGCAGUGCUGGCUGCCAUUGUCUGGUCACAUUGAAAUUGCUGGUUUUAUUCCAGAUGUACCUUGUGCAGAUGUAGCAGAAAAUAGGAAAACCUACCAUCUCGGUGAGCUCUAGCUACCUCCCAAGGGAGGGGUAGCUGUGCUUAUAUAUUUAUGGUUAGAAAGGCACAAAAUUAUUAUCAAUCUAACUAAAACAUUCCUUUUCUAUCUUCCUGAAUAAUCAUGGAGUUUUCCAAUUCUCUUUUGGACUGUAGUUUUUUGGGUUUUUUUUUUUUUAAACAAAUGCUUUACAAUGUAAAAUAUUUAUUUUUUACCUAUUCUGGAAGAUCUGUCUGAAGGAUUAUUCAUGGAACAGGAAGUAGUAUAAGGACUAUCCAUAUCAUCUUUGUUAGGAGUCUUCAUGACUGUAAGAUUGUAAAUACAGAUUAUUUAUUAACUCUGUUCUACCUGGAAUUAGAUUUCAUAUGGAAAGUGUUUGAGAGCAGGUAGCUGAGAUUUAUCAGCAAAUCUCUUUAAAACUGGCACAUGGAAAAUCAGCACAACAAGCUGCUUUUUCACUUUGUGCUUAGAAUGAAUGAUUUGGAAUUCUUUCUUUCUUCUUUGUUUUGUCUUUCCAAGAAUUGUUGGUUGUCCAUCUGCAAGUGUUUUGGAUUGCAAAGAAAGCCAUGAGAUCUUUAAUACUAUUUUAUCCCAUUCUUUGUGCCUAUUUCCAGGGAGAAGAAAAACAUACUUAUUUUUUUUUCACUUUUCCAAAAGAGAAAGAAAUGACAAAGGUGAAACUUAUAUACAAAUAUUACCUCAUUUGUUGUGUGACUGAGUAAAGAAUUUUGGGAUCAAGCAGAAAGAGUUUAAGUGUCUAACAAACUUAAAGCUACUGUAGUACCUAAAAAAGUCAAUGUUGUACAUAGUAUAAAAAUUCUUUGCAGAAAAAAAUAUUCCCAGUAAGGAAAUAGCAUUGAAAUGUUAAAUACAAUUUCUAAAAGUUGUUUUUUUCUAUCAUCUUGUAUACCAUUGCUUUAUUUUUAUAAAUUAUUUUCUCAUUGCCAUUGGAAUAGAUAUCUCAGAUUGUGUAGAUAUGCUAUUUAAAUAAUUUAUCAGGAAAUACUGCCUGUAGAGUUAGUAUUUCUAUUUUUAUAUGUUUGCACACUGAAUUGAAGAAUUGUUGGUUUUGCUCUUUUUUUGUUUUGUUUUGUUUUGAUUUUUGCUUUUUACUCCCCGGUUUUUACUAUUUGCCAAUAACUUUUUCUAGGAAUGUGCUUUUUUGUACACAUUUUUAUCCAUUUUACAUUCUAAAGCAGUGUAACUUGUAUAUUACUGUUUCUUAUGUAAAGGAACAACAAUAAAUCAUAUGGAAGUUUAUAUUUAUA